GGCUGCGGUGUGCACAUUGCCUCAAGUACUUUUUUCAUAAGUAUAACAAAAUAAAAGCUUUCCUCAUUCAAAUUGUUUGCAUAUUUCCCUUGUUCUGCAAUACUUAUAACAUAUAAGUACUCAUCGAUGGAUGACGAGUAGUGCUGAGACUGUUGAGGUUGCUGACCAGUGACCACAGAUCCUUCUGACUGCAUCUGCCCCAACCUAAAUAUGUGGAAGCGGAUGACAAUGCUGCAGUUUGGGGGCGCGCUCGUCUGCUCGAACUCGAGGAGGACGCCGAGGCUCUCCUGGUGGAUCACCGCGCAAAACUUUCUCUACUCGGUGAGAACGGCACAAACCGCGGCCACUGCUGCGGCCACGGCUAACACGUCCCACGAAGCCGAGCCUGCCAAAGUGCCUCUAGAAGAAAAAGUUGUCGAGCAUGGCAUUCAAAGCCAAAAGAAUCCUUAUCCCAAUAAAAGAAGAAUGUUUACAAGUAAAGCACUUCUCACAGCAACGUUUAAAAGCUUGAGCAUAACUGCAGAAAAUGCUGAAUCAGAUAAAAUCAAGGAGCUCAAUGAAAGGGUAAGAGCUGCUCAAACGGUUGAUGAAAUUUUAGCAGUGACAGACGAUCCCGAAUUUAAUAAACAGAAUGCAGCUACCAUCAUACCUAUUCUGUAUAACUGGAUAAGUGAUGAUAAAGUUAAAAUAAGUGAUUUGCAGACAAACAACAAGUUUUGGAAAGCUUUUAAUAAACUAAGCACUUACAAGAGACCACCUUUGUAUAGAGACUAUGAUGAUCCGUUGAGUCAGCAUUCAAAUCUGCAGAUUGAAAAAAUAAAUAAUUUAAAUACUUAUCAGCUGAUUACAGUCUUAUCAAAACUAGCAAGUAAACAGCAAAGAAUAACUCCAUUACUUCAAGCAGUAACUGCUAAAAUAGCCGAUUCAAACGAUUAUCUUAACGUAAAAUUGCUAGCGGAUGUUUUGUACAGUGUAGCCGUGCUUACUUUUUACAAUAAUGUGUUAAUGGAAAAAAUAAGUAAAGAUUUACUGGACGUUAUACCUUCAAACGAGAACAGUGCAGUUAUAGGAUCGAUUUUAAGAUCCAUAGGUGUGUUACGUUACAGAGAUGAGUCGUUACUCGAUUCAUUAUCUACAUGGAUUGUUGAUCACAAAGAAAUUAUCAGGCCUCAAGAAAUCCACAAUUUUUUUAUGACAUUAGCGCACCUAGGAUAUGUACCAAAAAAUUUUAACGAGCUACUGCAGAAAAUCGUUUUACCAUUGAAAGAGAGUGAUAUGUGUGAUAGCAGUGAAUGGUUAGACGUUAUUUGGGCUUUGACCAUCUUAAAUCAGGCUACUAAUGUACAGUUUGAGUCAGUUUUAAAUAGUGGGUUCUUAAAUCGGUUAUUUGAUACAUCCGAAUACUCAAUACCAAAGUCAUUAAAAAUAUUAAAUAUAAACGCGGCAGCGCAGCUUUUGCCAGAUUACAAGGGUUCACUACUUCCUAAAGAUUCUCCCCUUUUCGAUAUUACAUUAUUGUGUUCUAAGGAGAAACGAGAUCUUUCAAAUUCUGUAAAUAGUGCAUUAAAAAUAUUAUCCCCUGCUAACUCUAUUAAUUUAAAUAUUAAUACUAAAAUGGGAUUCUCGAUAGAUGCCGAAAUUUGCGUAGAUAGUAAAUGCUCCCCUGUUCCUAUCAGUGCAAAGUCAGUUAAACAGAAAGGAGUAUUCAGGAUAGCGAUUCUUACUUGUUGUUAUCAUGAUUUUUGUCGAGGAGUUACCGAGGUCGUGGGACCUAUGAAAUUCUAUUGCAAAUUGUUACAGAUCCAAGGAUAUAAAAUAAUGAUAAUACCUUACACGGAUGUGAAUUUCAAAGACAAACUUAUUCAAAGAGUGCAGUAUAUUAACGAUAACAUAAAGAAGCUUGUGAAAGUUUCUAGUAAAUAA
Molecule: messenger RNA, 1923 nt
Organism: Copidosoma floridanum
Lineage: Eukaryota; Metazoa; Arthropoda; Insecta; Hymenoptera; Encyrtidae
Product: FAST kinase domain-containing protein 4
Biological process (GO): regulation of mitochondrial mRNA stability
Source: RefSeq, a predicted model, not a curated record